CCCAUACGCGUCGAGGCUACUGCUCCUGUCGGCACAUUGGUGUCGACUUUGCGCGCGGAUUAAAGGCCAGGGGCCAAAAUCUUCAUCGAAACAAGUGGCACUAUCGUCGUGUAGACGCUACGUAGUUAUAUCUGAAGAUAAAAGGAUGUACAUACAAUGUCUCGUGGUGUGACAAGCCCAGUUAUGGGUACCCUGGUGUGGCGCUUUGUUGACAUCGAUGGUCCGAGGAAUGUAGGCGCAUACAUGCUGGUUACCAUGACCCAACUACUAGUACAGUCAUCAAUGGCAAUGGCUUUAGGGUUAAUGUCCUGCGUACUACUAGCGCGGCAGUCUGCACAUUUCCUCUACCCGAUCGAGUAGUCAGUGGAGCUGUACGGCGUCUGAUCCAUACCAGUCGUUGCGAAUCCCUCCCAAAACAGCUCCAUAGAGGAUUCCAGAGAGAAACACUACCACGCGGUC
Aspergillus pseudotamarii is the source of this 459-nucleotide messenger RNA. RefSeq lists its product as uncharacterized. The record is from RefSeq and is a predicted model, not a curated record. Lineage: Eukaryota; Fungi; Ascomycota; Eurotiomycetes; Eurotiales; Aspergillaceae. Bases 157 to 360 code for a protein of 67 amino acids. The transcript has a single exon.